Molecule: messenger RNA, 240 nt
Organism: Dentiscutata heterogama
Lineage: Eukaryota; Fungi; Glomeromycota; Glomeromycetes; Diversisporales; Gigasporaceae
Source: the annotation of a GenBank genome assembly
AAAUGUGAACUUGAAGACUUAGGUGAUAAAAUAAGCAUUUACAUUAAAUCUCUAGCUAAUACCAAUAAAGAACAAAGGGGCAGUAAAGCAAAGGAGUUGCUUGCAAGAUAUAGAGAGCCUCGAGAGCAAUCUACAAAGUUAGUGUUGGGGCGGAGACAGUCUCAAGGAUUGUCUUACGCUCAAGGUCGAUCUGGUGAAAUAGAAAUAGAAAGUGAUUUACAAAAUAAAGAAUAUUACUAA